AUGGGACAAUGUUUAACACAACUUUAGAUUCCUUAUAUGAUUUAGUUCUUAGAGGAUUUACAGGGUAAGGGGACUGCUCCAAUAUCUGCUGAGGAAAGAGAAGAACUAGAGAGACUCAGAAGAGAGCAUAGCAAACUUAAGCAAAAAGCUCAACAUAAAGUCAAAGAAGAUCACGACCACUCUGAUGAUUCAGAUGACUCUAGUGAGGGCGAAGAUGCUGUGUAAGAAUUAGUAAUAAACCCUCAAAAAGCAAAGCAUCUCUCUUAAAACGCAAGAGUUUCAGUCAGUGCUGAGGUAUUCGGAAAAUACAACCAAAAGCAGUCCUUCUAACCUAUUGUUAUUCCUAAAUCAGAUGGAAUUAAGGACAAAAUCAGAAACAGACUCAAGUAAUCAUUUAUGUUUUCAGCAUUAGAUGAAACUGAGCUUGAAGUUGUUAUUGAUGCUAUGGAUGAGAGAAAACCAGCAGCAGGAGUCAAUGUUAUUAAUGAGGGAGAGAAAGGAGAUGAGUUAUUCGUCGUAGAAGAAGGUGUCUUAGACUGCUUCAAAUAAUUCCCUGGAGAGCCUGCUCCUAAACAUCUUAAAUCGUAUGAGCCAGGAGAUGCAUUCGGAGAGCUGGCCUUGUUGUACAACGCUCCCAGAGCAGCAACAAUCAAGACAAAGACUGACUCAUUUUUGUGGGUUCUCGAUAGAAAUACUUUUAACUAUAUAGUUAAAGAUGCUGCUCAGUAAAAAUCUUAACUUUAAUAUAUGUAAAUUAGACGCAAGAGAGAUAAAUAUGAGGAUUUCCUAAAAAGUGUAAAAGUGCUGUAAAAUAUGGAUCACUAUGAGAGAUCCAAACUUGCUGAUGCCAUCAAGGAGGAAAGAUACGCCAAGGAUGACUUUAUAAUUAAAGAAGUAAGUUAUUGUAUUUUAGCUCUUACCAUAAAUGAAAAUUAGGGUGAAGGUGGCAAUAUAUUCUAUAUAAUCAUUGAGGGAGAAGCGAUUGCAACAAAGACAUUAGAGCCAGGUCAAUCUCCUAAGUAGGUGAUGAAGUAUCAACCAGGAGAUUACUUUGGAGAGCUUGCACUUUUAAAGAACGAGCCUAGAGCUGCUAACGUUAUAGCAACAACUAAACUCAAGGUCGUAUGUUUAGAUAGAAACAGCUUCAAAAGACUCCUCGGACCAUUGGACGACAUUCUCAAGAGAAACAUGGAUGCUUAUCAGAACUACGUCUGA
Messenger RNA from Stylonychia lemnae, 1215 nucleotides. The record is from the annotation of a GenBank genome assembly. NCBI's taxonomy places the organism in Eukaryota, Ciliophora, Spirotrichea, Sporadotrichida, Oxytrichidae.